Dichomitus squalens LYAD-421 SS1 is the source of this 1500-nucleotide messenger RNA. RefSeq lists its product as uncharacterized. Gene Ontology annotation, biological process: regulation of Golgi organization. The record is from RefSeq and is a predicted model, not a curated record. The coding region runs from base 1 to 1500 and encodes 499 amino acids. The transcript is spliced from 11 exons. NCBI's taxonomy places the organism in Eukaryota, Fungi, Basidiomycota, Agaricomycetes, Polyporales, Polyporaceae. Gene Ontology annotation, cellular component: cytosol.
AUGGAUGUCUUUGCAGGAGGCGUCGGCCGAAGCGACACUGUCUUCAAGGACUUCACCUGUGCUAUUGAUGACAUUCUCAGCAACACAGAAUUGUCAGCCAGCCUACGGCACGAAAUGCUUCAGCUAGCCGUGAUCUUCGUUUGCGGGAUAAGCCAGCUGAGCCCCGGAGCAUAUUUCCUUCGUCAUGAUCUCUUCCCAUGUAUCGUGAAGACAAUCAAGUCCCCGGACACGGAACAAUUCACCUUCGAAGCAGUUCUGCUUCUCGCCCUCCUCGCCAACUUCCACAAAUCUGACGCUGCGAAGCUAAAUCCAUAUCUGAGGCGUAUCAGAGAGACGGAGGAUGAAGCUCUGAUGCGCAUGAUAUGCUGGGCGGCGAACUUUGCCCUUGCGGCGGCGGUCAAAGCUUACCAAACUGUCUCGGACGAUUCCCCGCCGACUCUGGCGACCAGCUUCAAUUCCUUCUUGUCGUACUUGCGACCGGACCGCGCGUUCGCCUCAGCACCAGUCGACCCUCCCCGGGAACUGUUCAAGAACCAGCCAAUUGAAGCAUGUGUCAUCCUUCUCCCCCUCUUCGAAUUCCUGCACGGUAGCUCGACCUUCCGCAUGGUCUUCGCCAGUACGCUCCAAGCUGAAGAAGAACUGGGAAAGAGGGCGGCAACAAGGAUAACGCCGCUUCCUUUGACCCUGAUUUCAUUAUCCUCAUACUUGUUCUCCCAUGCCUCGUCGACGUCAUCACCUCGCGCAGUUGCCUAUGCCAAUCUUGCGAUGAGCACACUGUUGGUGCUGGUAGAAAGUGAUGACGUUAUGGCUGCCCUGCACCUGGACAGCAAAGAAGAUAUACGACUGUGUCGUCAGAGGCAACCGCCGUUGCCUACGGUUGCUCCCCCGCGACCACCACUAUGCGCGCUAUUAGACUGCUGUAUACUAUGGCUCCGACAUAACUUGCAUAAGAAGCUGGAAGUCCAGUGUUAUUUACUAUGUAUCCGAACCUGUUACAGGACAUUAUGGUAUCUGCAGCGAGAGCACAUCCGACUUGAAUACCAUUGGCAAGAGCUCUGGCAAGCCUUGGUUCUUCUCCUGGACUUCCUCGCGAAUAAGCUAGACAGCUUGGUGACCACAGGAGGGGUGGAGAUGAUAACUCAGGAGACCCUGCUGUUGGUAGACCUCGCGCUGUGUCGCAACGAGCAGUUGUUCCCGAGCCCGAAGGCCGUUCACGAAUUGGUGUACGAAGUUGUGCGCUCCGCUGAGGUCUUCCGGAAGCAGCGCGCGCUCCUGGAAAAACUUGCCAGCCCCCACGCUAGAAGACGCUCAUCCGGGUCGAGCUCCCCCUGGUCGCAGGCCUUGACGAACAUCAGCGCCGUCGCCGAGCAUUACGAGACGAAACUUCGAGAAGCGGGCGUGCGUUCGGCGAACCAAGGGCUGCGUGCGGUGGCCAAGGAGAUCGAGAAGGAUGGGCUGUCCUACGGCGAGGACGUCCACGGGACAGAUGACCCACCGUGA